This is a messenger RNA of Grammomys surdaster, 1837 nucleotides long. RefSeq names its product DNA methyltransferase 3 like (gene Dnmt3l). Gene Ontology annotation, biological process: negative regulation of transcription by RNA polymerase II. Lineage: Eukaryota; Metazoa; Chordata; Mammalia; Rodentia; Muridae. The transcript has 14 exons. Bases 291 to 1556 code for a protein of 421 amino acids. Gene Ontology annotation, molecular function: enzyme activator activity; DNA (cytosine-5-)-methyltransferase activity, acting on CpG substrates; DNA binding. The record is from RefSeq and is a predicted model, not a curated record. Gene Ontology annotation, cellular component: nucleus.
AACAGAAAGGAAAUCAAAACCACCUGUCCGCCUCACCACCCAGGAACUCAGUCUCCAGGACAGCAAGAGGCUGAGAGGCUGUGGGCCUCCUCUGAUGCUCAGAUACUGAGAAGGAAGUGUCGGGUGAUGCCAAAAUGGGCAUGUGCUCCCUGAGAGACAACACCUCUUCCUUGUCCUCAGAGGAGGCUGCUGCUCACCGUCCUCUCCCGCUGUCUCUGGCAGGAUUCUGACGACCCUGCUGACACACCCGCCAUCCCUUGGACAUAGACCCUUCUAGCAGAUUACUGUCAAUGGGCUCCCGGGAGACACCUUCUUCUUGCUCGAAGGCCCUCGAAACCUUGAACCUGGAGACUUCGGACAGCUCUAGCCCUGACCCUGAGAGUCCUCUCGAAGAGCAAUGGCUGGAAUCCUCCCCAGACCCGGAGGAGGAGAACAGCAUGAAUGUGGGACCGGAAGAUUCCAAGGAACCUCUGUCCCCUUCCUCACGUCCGACAGGCAGAGAGGUCAUCAGGUACGAAGUCAAUGUGAACCAACGGAACAUCGAAGAUAUUUGCCUCUGCUGUGGGACUCUCGAGGUGUAUGCUCAGCACCCCUUGUUUGAGGGGGGGAUAUGUGUCUCAUGUAAGGACAAGUUCCUGGAGAGCCUCUUCCUGUAUGAUGAGGAUGGCCACCAGAGCUACUGCACCAUCUGCUGCUCGGGGGGUACCCUGUUCAUCUGUGAGAGCCCUGACUGUACCAGAUGCUACUGCUUUGAGUGUGUGGACAUCCUGGUGGGCCCCGGGACCUCAGAGCGGAUCAAUGCCAUGGCCUGCUGGGUUUGCUUCCUGUGCCUGCCUUUCUCUCAGAGCGGACUGCUGCAGAGGCGCAAGAAGUGGCGUCAGCAGCUGAAGGCCUUCCAUGAUCGAGAGGGGGCAAGCCCUAUGGAGAUAUACAAGACAGUGUCUGCAUGGAAGAGACAGCCAGUGAGGGUGCUGAGCCUUUUUGGGAAUAUUGAUAAAGAACUAAAGAGUUUGGGCUUUUUGGAAAUCGGUUCUGAUUCUGAGGGAGGAACACUGAAGUACGUGGAAGAUGUCACGAAUGUCGUGAGGAGAGACGUGGAGAAAUGGGGCCCCUUUGACCUGGUGUAUGGCUCGACGAAUCCCCUAGGCAACUCUUGUGACCGCUGUCCUGGCUGGUACAUGUUCCAAUUCCACCGGAUCCUGCAGUAUGCGCGGCCUCGCCAAGACAGUCAGAAGCCCUUCUUCUGGAUAUUUAUGGACAAUCUGCUGCUGACUGAGGAUGAUCAAGUGACAACUGUCCGCUUCCUUCAGACAGAGGCUGUGACCCUCCAGGAUGUCCGUGGCAGAGUCCUCCAGAAUGCUGUGAGGGUAUGGAGCAACAUUCCAGGACUGAAGAGCAAGCACUCAGUCCUGACGCCAAAGGAAGAACAGUCUCUGCAAGCCCAAGUCAGAACCAGAAGCAAGCUGCCCACCCAGGUUAACCCCCUGGUGAAGACCUGCCUUCUCCCCCUGAGAGAGUACUUCAAGUGUUUUUCUCAGAAUUCACUUCCUCUUUAGAAAUGAAUCACUGAACAAUGAAAGUCUUUCCUAGAACCAUGGCAGUUUUCUUCCUAUGGUCUGUUCCUUCUGCAGGGUUUUCUCCUAUUUGCUUGCUGGCCUUUGGGUUUCUCUCCCGUUUGAUUCCCAAGAUGCAGAUGCCCCCCGUGCAGCUCACUGUGGGGGUGGGAGGCGCCCACGGCUCUGGACAAGAUCCCGAUGGGAUAACCUGCCAUGCUUCUCCAAAACUGUGUGUACCUGUUGUGACUUUUUUUCAAAUAUAUCAUAGGAUUGUUUCUGGU